AUGGAUCAAAGAAACAAGACCAUUGUCACUGAGUUCAUUCUUCUAGGAUUUCAGAACAGGAAAGAAGUAGAAAUUCUUCUUUUUUCUGCAUUCCUGCUUAUGUACAUGACAUCUCUGAUUGGCAACACCAUGAUUAUCCUUUUGGUGUGUGGUGACUACCGUCUGCACUCACCCAUGUACUUCUUUGUAGCCAAUCUUUCUUUCCUUGAGAUUGCAAUUACCUCCACAGUGGUGCCUAAGAUGUUAGCAAACACAUUUUCCCUCACCAAAGCAAUAUCCUUUGUGGGAUGUCUUACACAGUCUUUCUUCUACUUUCUCUUGGGAUCCACAGAAUUCUUCAUCUUGGCUGUUAUGUCCUUUGAUCGAUAUGUUGCCAUUUGCCACCCACUGAGGUAUGCCAUCAUCAUGAACAAAGAAACAUGCAUAUCAUUGCUUCUGGGAUCUUAUGUAGGUGCAUUUUUGUCAAUUUUGGCCUCAUCAAUAUUAACUGCCUCUCUGCCUUUUUGUGGGCCAAAUGUAAUUAAUCACUUCUUCUGUGACAGUGCUCCUGUGCUAAAGUUGGUCUGUGCAGAUAUCUCUCUGGCUGAGCUGGCUGACUUUGUCUCCUCUGCUGUGUUACUCUUGGGUUCCUUGCUCCUGACAGGAGUGUCUUACACAUAUAUUAUUAUUACUAUCUUUAGAAUUCCCUCUGUCCAGGGACGGCAGAAAGCUUUCUCCACCUGUGUUUCACAUAUCACCGUAGUAACACUUUACUAUGGAAGCUCCAUCUUCAUCUAUGUCCGCCCACAAAAGGGUAAUGUGAUGGAUGUUAACAAAUUUGCCACAGUGCUGAAUACCAUUGUGACACCAAUGUUGAAUCCUUUCAUCUACAGUCUUCGAAAUGAGAAAGUGAAAGAUUCCCUGAGAGAUGGUGUCUAUAAAUAUGUGAUUAUGCUAACAAAUCUUUAA
Messenger RNA from Rangifer tarandus platyrhynchus (Svalbard reindeer), 948 nucleotides. Lineage: Eukaryota; Metazoa; Chordata; Mammalia; Artiodactyla; Cervidae. The record is from the annotation of a GenBank genome assembly.